Messenger RNA from Canariomyces notabilis, 1269 nucleotides. Its product is annotated as vacuolar ATP synthase subunit E-like protein. Gene Ontology annotation, molecular function: proton-transporting ATPase activity, rotational mechanism. Lineage: Eukaryota; Fungi; Ascomycota; Sordariomycetes; Sordariales; Chaetomiaceae. The record is from RefSeq and is a predicted model, not a curated record. The transcript is spliced from 3 exons. Gene Ontology annotation, biological process: proton transmembrane transport. Bases 261 to 956 code for a protein of 231 amino acids. Gene Ontology annotation, cellular component: proton-transporting two-sector ATPase complex, catalytic domain.
AUCCAUCCUCGAACCUUCAGCACAACACUGAGCAUAGCAACUCCGCGAAUCGCCGAGCAUUCUGUACUAACUUCAACCCGGAAACUGUUUUUCUUGCCAUCCCUCAUCGACAUAGCCAUAGUACAUCCAUCCUGAACCCCUUCGAAGCCUGAAUCUUGACUUAUCGCUAUCAGCGCCGCACUUGCAGCUCCCCCUCCUCCCUCAAAAGGACCCUAUACGACCCAAACCACCCUGAUUCUCCCAGCAACCACUCGCCCAAGAUGUCGCAAAUUCACUCCUUGUCCGAUGACCAGGUGAUGCAAGAGUUGCGCAAGAUGACAGCCUUCAUCAAGCAAGAGGCGGAAGAAAAAGCGCGCGAAAUCGAGAUCAAGGCCAACGAGGAGUUCGCCAUCGAAAAGUCCAAGCUGGUGCGGCAGGAGACGGACGCCAUCGACAGCGCCUACGAGAAGAAGUUCAAGCAAGCUACUAUGUCGCAGCAGAUCACGCGGUCGACCGUCGCCAACAAGACGCGACUGCGCGUGCUGGGCGCCCGCCAGGACGUGCUCGACGGCAUCUUCGAGGCUGCCGAAAAGCGCUUGCCCGAGGCCACCAAGGACCCGAAACGCUACGGGUCCAUCCUUAAGGAUUUGAUUCUCGAAGGCUUCGCCAUCAUGAACGAGCCCAAUCUGCAGAUACGCGCUCGUAAGGCCGAUUACGACGUCGUCCGCGCCGCCAUCGACGCGGCCGCUGCCGAGUUUAAGGGGAUGGAGUCGGGCAUGGAGGUGAACGCGACCAUUGACGAGGAGGAUCCGCUGCCAGAAGGAUGCGCUGGGGGUGUGGUCAUCGUUGGUGGCCAGGGCAAGAUCGACAUGGACAACACAUUUGAGACCAGGUUGCUUCGGCUCAAGGAGAGCUCGCUACCGCUUUUGCGCGAAGCCUUGUUUGGGAAGAACCCUAACCGCAGGUUCUACGACUGAAAGUCGGGAGCCGCGAUGCACAGAAAACCUAUGCUUUAUUUAUUCAUGCCUAGGGGCCAUGAUCACGAUGAGCGUUCACCAGAUUGCGGGCCCGGCAUCUCCAACAACAAGCCUCAUUUAAUGUACAUAUAUAACGCAAUGCCGAGCCAAGCCAAGCCGAUAUGGGAAACGGGAGGGUAUCUCUGGAGGUUUGCAUGUACAUAGAAGACGGAUGGAGAGUCCAUCAUGCAAAGAGCCAAGGGAUGACUGGUAUCAUGAAUUAUAAGCUUUUGCCACUGAUAGCGGCUUGAAUCACUUCUUGGCUUGAGUCCCC